GGCUGUCACACAGUCUUCAGACAGAGUUGGGUUCGGAUCGGUCCUCGUCCUCGUGGUCGUCGGUUCCAUAAAAUCCAGCCGCCGGUCUCGUGGUCAAACUCUGUCUGGAUGUUGUCGUCCCACAUUCUAAGUUCUUAAUUGGUUUAUCCAAAGUUUUUAUGUUCAGUUCUCAAUUUUACUCUUAUUUUUGCGAGGCGUGUGUUGCCCAGAAAAUCGUAUCGCGUAGUGUAUAAUCAAGCUAUAUAAUCUGUUAUCUGUGUACCUUAUUUGUGAUAUCCUAACCAACAACAACAAAAUUAAAUGCUUAACAAAUUUUGUUGACUAAUAAAAAAUAAUUUAAGCCAAAUUAACUACCGAACACAAACUGUGCUAAUAUUUUAAACAAAGGAAGAUUACAUAAUCGGGCACAACGGCGAAAUGGAUUACGUAACUCUAGUGUGGCAUGCACUGUAAAUGAAAAUGCACAAGCUUUCCGCUAAUCGAAAUUAUAUGGCGACCAACUGAAAAUCCCCUGCUGAGUGCGCGAACCAACCCGAAAAUAUAGUCAUCAAAUUUGUGCUGGCUUCACGGAAAUUAGCCGCCGCCGAUUCGCCACGCUUAUAUACACGGCAAUCCGCCGUGAAGUAGGCAACAAAAUAUAUUUAUGCGCCCAAGUGAUAACAGCGGAAAAGCCAACGAAGCACAACAAGCGCUGACUUUCACGGAGGAGGAUUCGGCGAUCCGGAGACAGGGGCGGAGUCAGAAGGAGUCUGGGAAAAUCAGGGACACGAGCGCAGCAGCAGCAUGAAGGGUCUGACGGCGUUUAAGGAAAAGGCGACGGGCGUGUUCGGCGGCCUGAAGCCCAACAUGGAGAAGUUCGAGAUAUCGCAGAGCUAUCAUGGCGGACACGGGGGCUACGAGGAGAUGGAGGGCGGUGACCGGGAGGGCCGGGGUCCUGGAGGCGGCCACGCUUACGACGACGACGACGAUCGGCCCGAUUCGCCCGCCUCCUUCGAGGAGAUCGAGCGACCGCCGCUGCGGAAGAUCGACAAGUACUGCAAGGCGGAGUGUCCUUGCAUGCCGGCCCGCUACACCAUCGCCACCAUGGCCUGCGUGGGAUUCAUGAUCGCCUUCGGAAUGCGGUGCAACAUGUCGGCGGCCAAGCUCAAAGGAGAGCACAACGGGACUGUUUUCAUGAACUGGACUGUGGCCGUGGAGAGCCAUGUGGACUCGUCCUUUUUCUGGGGCUAUCUGGUGACGCAGAUUCCCGGCGGCUUCAUCGCCUCCAAGUUUCCGGCCAACAAGAUAUUCGGACUGUCCAUCGUAAGCUCCGCCACACUGCAUCUUUUCGUGCCAUUCGCGAUGACCCUGAUGCACGGUCAUGUGGUGAUUUGUGUGCGCGUCCUGCAAGGACUCUUCGAGGGCGUUACGUAUCCGGCUUGUCAUGGCAUCUGGCGCUUCUGGGCGCCUCCCAUGGAACGUUCCCGACUGGCCACGUUGGCCUUUUCCGGUUCCUAUGCCGGCGUGGUGGUGGGACUUCCGCUCUCCGGACUUCUGGCCGAUACGGUGGGCUACCAGGCGCCAUUCUACGCCUACGGGGUGUUCGGUAUUAUAUGGUACAUGUUCUGGAUAUGGUUGUGCUUCGAGAAUCCUCGCAAACAUCCGGCCAUCAGCAUACCCGAGCUGAAGUACAUCGAGAAAUCGCUGGGGGAGUCGGCUCAUCCUUCAAUGCCAUCUUUAAAGACGACUCCUUGGCGGGAGAUGAUGCGUUCGAUGCCGGUUUACGCCAUCAUUGUGGCCAACUUCUGUCGGUCCUGGAACUUCUACCUCCUGGUCCUCUUCCAAUCCUCGUUCCUCAAGCAUAAGUUCGGUUUUAAAGUGGAGGAGGCGGGCUUCGUGGGAUCCCUGCCCCAUUUGAUCAUGACCACAAUAGUUCCAUUUGGCGGCAUGUUGGCGGAUCACCUGCGAAAGAAUGGCAUCCUGUCCACCACGAAUGUGAGAAAGCUGUUCAACUGCGGCGGUUUUGGAAUGGAGGGCCUGUUUUUCCUAUUCGUUGCGCAUUCCUCAACGGCGACGGGAGCCAUGUUUGCCUUGACCUGCGGCGUGGCUUUCAGUGGGUUUGCUAUUUCUGGCUAUAAUGUCAAUCAUUUGGAUAUUGCUCCGCGAUAUGCCAGUAUCUUGAUGGGUCUGUCGAAUGGCAUUGGCACUUUGGCUGGCAUCAUUGUGCCCUACGCUCUGGAUGGUCUCAUUCAGGCUAAUCCCACUGGCUGUUGGACAACCGUCUUCACCUUGGCCGCCUGUGUUCAUCUGGUUGGGUGUACUUUCUACGGGAUUUUCGCCUCUGGAGAACUGCAGCCUUGGGCGGAACCUCCAGCUGAGGAGCAGAAGGUGUGGGCACCACCAGCAGGUGCCAUUACCAACACGGAUCCCAGUCAGGCGGGCAUGUUGGGCGACUACAUGAAGGAGACCUCAUUCGGCGCUCCCGAGUACAAUGAGCAGAGCCAAAUGCAGCAGUCAAAUGCCAUUAGCUACGGCGCCACUGGGCACGUGGCCAACAAUCCAUUCGCCAUGGCCAGUGGUGCACCACCCAUCGCCGAGGAGGAUGCACCACCAACUUACGGGGAUGUGUCGAACGCAGGACAAUAUGGAUACACGCAAGGACAAAUGCCGUCCUACGAUCCGCAGGGAUACCAGCAGCAGCAGUAAUGGACUCACUGAUAUAUAUCAUAGUCUUUAGUUGUAGUCGAAAAUCGUUUGACGUUUAUUGUUUGUUCUUGGUGUGCCGUUAAAGUUUUUUCCCCAUACUCUCUCUAACUUUCUAUUUGUUGAGUUCCAUUGAUGAAGGGAUCCCAAAAGCCUUUCGGAGAUAUAUAUACUAUACAUAAAAAAAUAACUAAAAGAGUAUCGAAUUUGUCAGCGAAUUAGGGGAUUCCAUAAGCCACACUAACACAAUGAAACUAUGUACCUAACAGAGAAACUACAUAUGCAUACACAGCAAUACCGAUAGCCAUUACCAUUACCAUUACCAUUAGCCCACAUAUAGACACACACUGGCCUAAUCGAUCUAUAUAGAAACUAUAGUAUAUGGUACUAAGGCGUCGCUUCCGCGAAUUUCUAUUUACAAGCUCCGAAAAAUCGAAACUGCAACACAAGAUAGGGAACGAACUGGAAAUAUAUAGUCAGCACUUGUGUAUAUCGUAAACCACAUAAUCCAGACAAAGCCCAUAAUAACUAUAUUUAAAUCGGUAUAAUCGUAUAUAUACAUAUAUAUAUACUAUAUAUUUAGCUAAAGAUUGUUGUUGAACUGCAAACUGCACGUUUUAUUACCGUUGAUGAUAUUAUCUUCUGUGUACGGAGAACAUUUUAAUCAAAUCCAAGCAAUUGUUGAUGUUCGGCACGAAUGAUAACCAUAAAAAUACUAGUUAAUCAAAAAACAUAAUAUUGUUCUGUUAACUAUAAAUUGUUUAUGUUUGAUUGGUUUUAUUCUUGAUGCACCGUAUGCUUUUGUGUUUUAGGAACAUGAGCAAGGCAUGAUGUAGGUACUAAAAACAUAACACUUAAGUAGAUAGCCGUAGGCGCAUAUAACCUCAGAAUUGGUCUUCAUAUGCUCACUACAUUAAAAUAUUAAUAAGCAAAAGGAACACUUUAUAUAAAAAUGUAAAAGAAUUUCACUAAGUUUGGAUUUUAAUGCCAAAAAAAAUAUUUUGGAUUCAAUGCAAUCUUUCUUUUAAAUUUCACUUUAUUUUACGUUUCCUAAAAAGUUCGACCUCUUCUACGAUUUUUUCCUAUUUCCUUGGCUUGAAAAUCCAAACAUUGCAAUUUAUAAUACAAAAAAUAAACAAUACACUAUAAUUUUAAUGAUAUUUGUUAAUUUGCUUUCAAGUACGAACAUUCGUUUUAAAAAUUAUUAAAUUUUCUAUAUUAACACUAUUAAAUCUCUCUAAACCAAUAAAUUUAAACAAUUUCGAAAUACCUAGUAGAUUGUAAAUAUGUUUUGCAUUAGGUAAUUUAACUUUAAUUUAUUAAUGCACCAAAUAUUAUUUCGGAGCACAAAUUUAACAUACAAAAUGCACUGUUACUAUUUGUUUUCUUAAGUUACAUGCACCGUUUGUUAAUUUAGCUACAAUUUACCUAAAACUUCCAUUACUGCCACACAAAACAUAUUUAGACGCACUUACUUUCGCACUAUUCAAUUGAAAAUGCAAAUUUACAAAGAAAUUAUUUCUAAUCGUCUGUAUAUUAUCCAAACAUAUAUUAGCCACAAAUAUUAUAAAUAACUAUAAAAAGGUAAUUUAAAUAAUUCACAUUUAAAUCACUAUGUAUUAAAAACGUGAACAUUUUCUAACUAAAAGAGUCAAUUCUAAUACCGUAAUUUGUACAGCGCAGCGAUUAAAUACUCACGCAAAUACUCGUAUAGAAACUUUAACAUAGCUAAUAUAUAUUAAAAUUUUAAAUGUUUUUUGGAUAAAAGUUCCAAUCGAAGAAAACAAACAAUACUGCUUGUGUGAGCGACAAUACUUAGUGAAGUAAGCCUAGUUAAUAGUAAUUAAUUUAAUAUUCACCUAUUAUUUCCAAUUAUUUAAAAUCAUAAUUUGAUUUUAGGCACAUAUUUUUAACGAAUGCUUUGCGCAGGCAAUUAAAAAUGUUGGCCACUGGGGCGUAUGUGUAAUAUUAGAAUAGUUACAAAUUCAUUCUGUAUAUAAAACCAUAUUUAAGAUUAAUUCAUGUUUAAUCUAAAGAUUAAUACUUUAGAGACAAGCUCUCACUUUAUCGAUUUUAUUUCUUUAUUUUUUGUUUUUGAGAGAUACUCAAGCUCUCGGGGCUGUGUGGACAAUAAUAACAUAGAUAUGUUAACCAAAAAAGCCACGGUUAAAACUUUUGCUUUUGCUAAGAUAUGAAAAUAAUAAAAUAAUAAGUCGUUUGACAUAACAGUUUGUAAAUACAAUUAUAUCUCGUAGUUGAAUGCCAUCAUUAAAUGCUUUUGUGAGUAAUUUAAGUGUACAUAAGGCCAAAUUGAAACCAAAGCAUAGCUAAAAACUAAACGAGCGCAACUUUAAUAGUGUUAAACCAUCAGUUUUUGCUAUAGCCAGAGUCACAAAAGAACAGGUUACUUCUAGGGUAUUUUAACUACUAGCCAAACUUAAAUGUUGUACGUGGAAAUAAACAAAUGAAAACGCUAGGAAAUGCAUACACAUUCAUACAGAAAUAUAGGCGCACAAAUACGAAUCAGAUAUAUGCUACUAAUAUAAAUCAUAUAUAUACUAAAAUCGUGAAAAGGUCUACGAAACUCUUUGGAAUCUGAACCCAAAGAAACUUCUUGAUAUUAAAAAAGCUGUAUCACUUUGGCUGGGAUAUCCAACCUAUACUUAAACCGUGUAUAUAUUUAGCAACAAAAGAUUCUUUGUGUUCACUGAGAGUUCUGUAUACAAAAUAUAAAUUAAUAAAUCAAAAUUAAAUAUAUUAUACACAAUCGGAGAUCCCUUUUCUGGCAACACCCGCCCAUGUUGUAUAAUUUAUAUGGUAGUUAAACCAAAUUUAAAUAAAUACUUAUAUAUUUCAUUGUAUGCUCAAAAACAAAAAAAGAAGAUCAAAUAAUUAUUCCUAAACAUAAACGAAUUAAAGAGACUCAGAAAACAAGAAAACCACUGUUCAUUUUAAGUUCUGCUUAGUUUCUUCGUCUCUUGUGUAAAUUAAAUUUGGUUAAUAGACAUAAAGAUUCAAACCCCAAUGCAUGAGAUCCGGCUAUACGAAAUACCAUAUUCGAAGGUCAUGAAAAACAGAACGAAAUUAUACCUAAUGAAUUGUAUUUGGAAUUCAAUAAAACGAACAUGUUAAAAAUUAUGCCAA
Molecule: messenger RNA, 5826 nt
Organism: Drosophila elegans
Lineage: Eukaryota; Metazoa; Arthropoda; Insecta; Diptera; Drosophilidae
Gene: VGlut
Product: vesicular glutamate transporter 1
Exons: 9
Coding region: 784-2685 (633 amino acids)
Biological process (GO): monoatomic anion transport; transmembrane transport; regulation of synapse structure or activity
Cellular component (GO): synaptic vesicle membrane; excitatory synapse
Molecular function (GO): L-glutamate transmembrane transporter activity; neurotransmitter transmembrane transporter activity
Source: RefSeq, a predicted model, not a curated record